Molecule: messenger RNA, 1509 nt
Organism: Lecanosticta acicola
Lineage: Eukaryota; Fungi; Ascomycota; Dothideomycetes; Mycosphaerellales; Mycosphaerellaceae
Source: the annotation of a GenBank genome assembly
AUGGCACAGGACUACAGCGAGUACCUGGCCGUCAACGUGCUCAACGAACAGCAAUAUGUAUGCAAUGUCUUGUAUGUAUGCAACGCCAUGCAAAUCAGUACUGACACGAACCAGGUCAGCUAUCGAAACCUCAGCAGAGCCUUGAAGGUCCAUUGCAAUCUUGCCAAGCAGUACGAAUACUCCGAGCGUGUGUAUUGGGAUAGCGCUGAUAUAUACGUAGGAUGCUGUAUGACUUCCAUCACAAACAGAACAGCAAAAAGCCCGGCAGCGUCCACGCAACCUACAUUAUCACCGGAACGAAACGCGCAGUCCAGCAGGCCAAUGGCGUGCAGAGUCAAGACGAUGAUGAAGAUGCCGUCAUGCAGAGCAGUCCACCUCUACCCAGCAGCUCCAUGCCCAAGCCCGAAGAAGAGCCCGAGCAAGCUGUGCCGGUCAAGUCGAUCAUGCUGGUGAAAGAAGAGCACAUGGAGCAAGCCAGAGAGCUGUUCGAAACCAUCACGGGCAUGCAUAUAUACAGUCUGCAAGCAAAAGCUUUGGGAGAUGUGCAUGUCUUGACAGACUGCAAUCGUAGAGUGGCAGCCGACUAUGCCUCCGAGGACCCACUGAAAGAAUGGAAGCAGUAUGGCACAAUACAGAACCCCAAUGUGAGGAGGAGAACUGGAAAGAGACCACCUCCACAACCGACGACAUCAGCGACAAAACCAGAUGCGGUGAAGGCUAGAAUAACUGCGGCCGCCGCGGCCAAAUCCAGCGCAGCAGAGGUCUUAUCUGCGUCGAAGACUUCUCCCAAGGAUACGACUCCUGAGCCUGUCAAGAGCGCAACGAACAAGCCCACUGCUGCUAAGAAAUCAGAGUCAGGGCUCUUCAAAGCGUUCGCCAAAGGCGCAGCAAAGCCGAAGAAAGCAGAGCCUGAAAAGCCGUCAAAACCUGGUGCGCACGCAGAGGACGUUCCGAUGACGGGAUUCUCAGACGAUGAAGACGAUGAUGGUGAAGACGGCGGGCUUCCAGAGGAGCUGGCAGACGUGAAAGCUCCGUCUGGUAAAUCGAAGAGUGAUCGUGAGGCGGAACUCAAGGCUAUGAUGGAGCAGGAGGACGAGCCCAUGGAGGAUGCUGCCGCGCCAGCAGAGGAGGAGCUAGAAGCGGAGGAAGAGGUCAAGCACGAGGAAGGCGCCAUCGACAAAGUAGAGCCGCAAGAGAAGCAAGAGCGCAAAGAGCAUGUUACGGUCGAGAACGGACGGCGGCGAGGUAGGAGACGAGUCAUGAAGAAGAAGACUGUCAAGGAUGAGGAUGGCUAUAUCGGUAAGUCAGCUCCACCUAUUGCAUGUCGCGUAUCACUAACAACAUGCAGUCACGAGAGAAGAGCCAGCCUGGGAAUCCUUCUCAGAAGAUGAGCCCGCGCCCAAGAAACCGAAGGUUCAGGCUCCCAUCAGCAACAAGCCCGCCCCUGGUGGCAAGAAAGGUGGAAAGCCCGGCCAAGGCAACAUCAUGUCGUUCUUCAAGAAAGGCUAA